Nannospalax galili (Upper Galilee mountains blind mole rat) is the source of this 3087-nucleotide messenger RNA. It is a transcript of the gene Slco4a1, whose product is annotated as solute carrier organic anion transporter family member 4A1. Bases 274 to 2442 code for a protein of 722 amino acids. Gene Ontology annotation, cellular component: membrane. The record is from RefSeq and is a predicted model, not a curated record. Lineage: Eukaryota; Metazoa; Chordata; Mammalia; Rodentia; Spalacidae. The transcript has 12 exons. Gene Ontology annotation, biological process: sodium-independent organic anion transport; transmembrane transport. Gene Ontology annotation, molecular function: protein binding.
UGGGCUGCGGGCCCCGGCGGGUGGCUUCGGGCACACGCGGGCGCAGACCCCGAGGGCUUGGCACGAGUCAGAAGCACCUGCGGUGGCUGUCCUAAGUCAGAGAGGAAAACGUGAGGCACAGAAGUUUCUCCCGGGCGGCAGGCCUCGUUCCCCGGGGAGCUUGGACGUCCGGGUCCCUGCUGCCAGGACAGCCCCAGUGACCCGACAUCCUCUUGGCCAUACCUACUGCAUCUCUCCUGCUGUGCUGCUGAAGCCCUCCCCACGAGGCUGGAGAUGCCCCAGCACGUGAUGGGGGACAAGCAUUUCCUUUCCCUCCCGAAACUCCUCGUCACCAGCACCUCCUUGGCCACAGAGAAUGAGUGUGACACGCCAGUCAGCAGCAGGGCAUCCCCAGCCUCCCUGCGCUCUGCCCACGGCACCGUGGACUCCUGCAGCCAACUGUUCGAGCCCCAGACUGAGAAGCGGAGCAACCAGACAGCCCGUGAGGUGCAGUACCUGUCGGCAGGGCUGCAGAGCUCACUGUGCGGCUGGAGAGCCUUUACCCCCAAGUGUCUGCAGGUCUUCAACACUCCCAAAGCCUUCCUCUUCUUCCUGUGUGCCGCCUCCUUCCUGCAGGGCAUGGUGGUGAAUGGCUUCAUCAACACAGUCAUCACUUCCAUUGAGCGGCACUUUGACCUGCAGAGCUACCAGAGUGGGCUCAUUGCCAGCGCCUAUGACAUAGCUGCCUGCCUCUGCCUCACUUUUGUCAGCUACUUUGGGGGCAAUGGGCACAAGCCGCGCUGGCUGGGCUGCGGAGUGCUGGUCCUGGGCAUUGGCUCACUCGUGUUUGCACUGCCUCAUUUCACUGCUGGCUACUAUGAGGUAGAGAUGGAUAAGGGGGUGGGGGCAGGAAUGUGCCUGGCCAACCGGAGCAGCGUGGAGUGUGUGGACAGCACCUCAGGCCUGUCCAACUACCAGUUGAUCUUCAUACUCGGCCAGCUCCUGCAUGGCAUGGGCGCCACCCCCCUCUACACGCUGGGUGUCACUUACUUGGAUGAGAAUGUCAAGUCUAACUACUCACCCAUCUAUAUUGCCAUUUUUUACACGGCAGCCAUCCUCGGGCCUGCAGCCGGCUACCUAAUUGGAGGAGCCAUGCUGAACAUUUACACAGAAGUGGGCCGACGGACAGAGCUGACCACUGACAGCCCACUGUGGGUUGGUGCCUGGUGGAUCGGCUUCCUGGGUGCUGGCAUUGCCGCAUUCUUCAUUGCUGUCCCCAUCCUUGGCUAUCCCCGGCAGCUACCGGGUUCCCAACGCUAUGUGGUCAUGAGAGCAGCUGAAACGCAGCAGCCGAAAGAGCACAGCCACAGGGCAGCGAGCAGUCCUGCCUUCGGGGAGACUGUCAAAGACCUGCCCCUUUCCAUCUGGCUGCUCCUGAGGAACCCCACAUUCAUCCUGCUCUGCCUGGCAGGGGCCACUGAAGCCUCCCUCAUCGCUGGCAUGUCCACAUUCGGCCCAAAGUUCCUUGAGGCCCAGUUCAGCCUGAGUGCCUCCGAGGCCGCCACCUUGUUCGGGUACCUGGUGGUGCCAGCGGGCGGCGGUGGCACACUCCUGGGCGGCUUCCUGGUGAACAGGUUCAAGCUCCGAGGCUCUGGGAUCAUCAGGUUUUGCCUGCUCUGCACCCUGACCAGCCUGCUCGCCUUCUUUGUCUUCCUCAUUCAUUGUCCCAAUGUGCCCAUGGCAGGUGUGACCACUGGCUAUGGGGAGAGCCUCCUACCUGAAGGCCACCUAGACCUGAAGGCCGCUUGCAAUGCCAACUGCUGCCAGUCAGAGCACUACAGCCCUGUGUGUGGCUCCGACGGCACUACAUACUACUCACCCUGCCACGCGGGCUGCCCCCCCACCUACAGCAUGGGCCGAGGUGGUCAGAAGGUGUACCGAAACUGUAGCUGUGUCCUUAUGAAGGUUCCCUCUGGCUGGGGCAGUGCUACAGCAGGAAAGUGCACUUCCGCCUGUCAGAGAAAGCCCCUCCUUCUGGUUCUUGUGUUCGUUGUAAUUAUCUUUACAUUCCUCAGCAGCAUUCCUGCGCUGACCGCAACUCUCCGGUGUGUCUGUGAUCGGCAGAGGUCCUUUGCCUUGGGGAUCCAGUGGAUCUUUGUGAGAACACUAGGCAGUAUCCCCGGGCCCAUCGCCUUUGGCUGGGUGAUUGACAAGACCUGCCUGCUGUGGCAGGACCAGUGUGGUAACCAGGGCUCCUGCUUUGUAUAUCAGAAUGCAGCCAUGAGCCGCUACCUACUCAUCUCAGGGCUCGUAUUCAAGGUGCUGGGCUUACUCUUCUUUACCACCGCCUGCUUCCUGUACAAGGCCCCACUGGGGUCCUCAGAUGGUCUGGAGGCCUCCCUACCCAGCCAGUCCUCAGGCUCCGACAACCCCACAGAACUACAGCUCCAGAGCAGUGUUUGACAACACCAGCUCAGGAACACAGUGAUCCCUCUGUGUUUCCUGAGAAGAGCCACUCCAUGCCUGCCCUUACUCUUCCUGAAAGGCCUGACCUCUCCCUCACAGGACAGCAGCACUGAAGACUUGGCAAAACCUUGUACUGCAUUCUGGGGCCGUGGCACUGUCCCCAUACUGUGACCAAUCAGUGGGGCGCAGGUGUUAGCGCCUCAGAGACACUAAGGAAGAAUGAAGAGUAGCACUUCUGGACCAGACAUGUUGCUCCCAGCCCCGGAGCCACCAAGGGGUCACUGAAUCCUGUGAACUGUUACCUGGCCCUGACUUCCUGUGUCUCCUAAAAAGUCCCGUGCAUGACAGCAGUGCCCUGGGUAGCAUGGUCCUGUGGAUCCUGUUCUCACCACCUGGUCCUUGGAGCCUGGCAGCCUUUGCUGGGCAGGAAGAACUUGAAUCAUUACAUUUGAACAUGCAUUUUACAUUGAAACCUGUUUAUGGAAUCUGUUUUGUACCCGAUCAUGUGAUACAUGCUGCAAGCUGUGGCAAGGGCGUGAUCCCGUGACUGGCUGCCCCCACCGUACGGCUGCACAGACAGUGUGUUUCUCCAUCCUGGGUUAAGAGAAUGUGCGUUAAUAUAUUUUAAUAUUUAAAGCAUCA